GAAAAAAAAAAAAAAGAGGAGCUGAGGCUAUUGACUACAUCAAAGGUUAUCCAUUUGAAAACACCAUUUUCCUCUGAACAGCGGCUAAUUGCUUCCUGAACAAUCUCAGGGUCUUUUGUGUAUACUCAGUGGGUAAAAUGAGUGACUCGAUGUCUCUCUCUCAAGACACUGGUGACCAAAGGAGGUGGAAAGGUGGAGAAGCCAAGGAAAACCAGCGGGGCAGAAGCCUCUUGGAGAAUGAACGGAUAAUUUAUUGAACUGCUGCAAGGGGGGAAGGUUUCUGCUCCUGCCCGGUCACCACGGUGCGGUUUGCUGGUGUCGGUGGAUGCCGGUGCUGGCAGUGGCGUGGUGGCACGGGGCUGUAAGGAAGGCUGGGAUGACCAGACUGGCCGUGCCCACGAUGCCCUGAAUGCCAAGAGCAGCGGAAGCAGCGGAGACUGUGUCCUGUUAACUCCUCCUCCCUCAUCCCCUUAGGUUGGGUUUGUUUCUAUUUAUUUUGUGGCUGGGUUUGGGCAUGGCCUUGGCUGGAUGCAAGGCUGCUACAAUGUGGCUUCUUUGGCUCAAGCACCACUUACCUGCCAAUGUUUGGACCUUGCUGCUCUUGGGGAGCACCUGGCUACCGCUGGCGGAAGGCAGUCCCAAGUCUCCCUUUAGGACUUUCCCGGUUACAGACUGGAGCUUGACACACUUGGUGGUCCACAACAAAACUGGGGAGGUUUACGUGGGGGCUGUCAAUCGGAUCUACAAGCUCUCCAAUAACCUCACACUCUUGAGGACCCACGUGACAGGGCCUGUGGAGGACAAUGAGAAGUGUUACCCUCCGCCCAGUGUUCAGUCCUGCCCUCACGGGCUGGUCACCACUAACAACGUGAACAAACUGCUGCUGGUGGACUACUCGGGGAACCGGCUGAUCGCCUGUGGCAGUGCCUCCCAGGGUAUCUGCCAGUUCCUGCGGCUGGAUGACCUCUUCAAAUUGGGUGAGCCCCACCACCGCAAGGAGCACUACCUCUCCAGUGUCAAUGAGUCAGGCACCAUGUCUGGGGUCAUCAUCGAGGUGCUGAACGGGCAGAACAAACUCUUCAUUGGGACGCCCAUUGAUGGGAAGUCAGAGUACUUCCCCACUCUGUCCAGCCGCAAGCUGAUGGCCAAUGAGGAGAAUGCGGAGAUGUUUGGCUUUGUCUACCAGGAUGAGUUUGUUUCAUCCCAGCUCAAGAUCCCCUCGGAUACACUCUCCAAGUUCCCCACCUUUGACAUCUACUACAUCUACAGCUUCAGCAGCGAGCAGUUUGUUUAUUACCUGACCCUGCAGCUGGACACCCAGCUCACCUCACCCGACUCCACUGGGGAGCAGUUUUUCACCUCCAAGAUUGUCCGCCUCUGCGUGGAUGACCCCAAGUUCUACUCCUACGUGGAGUUCCCCAUCGGCUGUGUACAGGACGGCAUUGAGUACCGCCUGAUCCAGGACGCCUACCUGACCAAACCUGGCAAGGCUUUGGCCGAGCAUCUGGGCAUCUCAGAGCAGGAGGAUAUCCUCUUCACCAUCUUCUCCCAGGGCCAGAAAAACAGGGUUAAGCCUCCCAAGGAGUCUGUGCUCUGUCUCUUCACGUUGAAGAAGAUCAAGGAUAAGAUCAAGGAGCGUAUCCAGUCAUGCUACAGAGGGGAAGGGAAGCUCUCGCUGCCCUGGCUCUUGAAUAAGGAGUUGGGCUGCAUCAACUCGCCACUGCAGAUCGAUGACAAUUUCUGUGGCCAGGAUUUUAACCAGCCGCUGGGUGGGACCGUCACCAUCGAGGGGACCCCGCUUUUUGUGGAUAAGGAGGAUGGGAUGACCUCAGUGGCUGCCUACGACUACAGAGGACAAACCGUUGUCUUUGCCGGCACGCGGAGCGGGAAGAUCAAAAAGAUCCUGGUGGACUUGACAGCUGAGAGGAAGCACCAAGCGCUGCAGUACGAGAAUGUCGUGGCCCACGAGGGCAGCUCCAUCUUGCGAGACCUUGUGCUGAGCCCUGACCGCCAGCACAUCUAUGCCAUGACUGAGAAACAGGUGACGCGGGUGCCGGUGGAGAGCUGUGAGCAGUACGAGAGCUGUGAGCUGUGCCUGGGCUCCCGGGACCCCCACUGUGGCUGGUGUGUCCUCCACAAUAUAUGCUCACGCAAGGACAGGUGCGAGCGGGCGGAUGAGCCCCAGCGCUUCGCCUCCGACCUGCAGCAGUGUGUCCAGCUCACUGUCCAGCCAAAGAACAUCUCGGUCACCAUGUCCGAGGUCCCGCUGGUUCUGCAGGCCUGGAAUGUCCCAGAUCUCUCGGCAGGAGUCAACUGCUCCUUUGAAGACUUUACUGAGUCUGAAAGCCGCAUCGAAGAUGGAAAGAUCUACUGCAGCUCUCCCUCUGCCAAGGAUGUCAUCCCCAUCACCAGGGGCCGUGGGGACAAGCGAGUGGUGAAGCUCUACCUGAAAUCUAAGGAGACAGGGAAGAAGUUUGCCUCUGUGGAUUUUGUUUUCUACAACUGCAGUGUCCAUCAGUCCUGCCUGUCCUGUGUGAACGGCUCCUUCCCCUGCCACUGGUGCAAGUACCGCCACAUCUGCACCCACAACGCUGCCGACUGCUCCUUCCUGGAGGGACGUGUCAAGCUCUCUGAGGACUGCCCCCAGAUCCUGCCCUCCACACAGAUCUACAUCCCCGUGGGUGUGGUGAAACCCAUCACCCUGACAGCCAAGAACCUGCCCCAGCCACAGUCCGGCCAGCGCAACUACGAGUGCAUCUUCCACAUCCCUGGCAGCACCACCCGUGUCACUGCCCUGCGCUUCAACAGCACCAGCAUCCAGUGCCAGAACACCUCGUAUUUUUAUGAAGGGAAUGACAUCAGUGACCUGCCAGUCAACUUGUCUGUGGUCUGGAAUGGGAACUUCGUCAUCGACAACCCCCAGAACAUCCAGGCCCACCUGUACAAGUGCUCGGCGCUGCGGGAGAGCUGCGGACUGUGCCUCAAGGCCGACCCGCGCUUCGAGUGCGGCUGGUGCGUGCUGGAGAAGCGGUGCUCGCUGCGGCAGCACUGCCUGGCCCACGAGACCAGCUGGAUGCAUGCCAGCAGUGGCAACAGCCGCUGCACCGAGCCCAAGAUCACCAAGCUGUCCCCCGAGACUGGCCCUAGGCAAGGAGGGACCCGUCUGACCAUCACUGGUGAAAACCUGGGCCUGAAGUUUGAAGAUGUUCGCUGGGGUGUUCGAGUCGGCAAAGUGAUGUGCAUCCCCAUCGAGAGCGAGUACAUCAGUGCUGAGCAGAUCGUGUGUGAAAUCAGUGAUGCCAGCAAGGUCCAUGAGGCACGGGUAGAAGUGUGCAUCCGUGACUGCUCACCCAACUACCGGGCCAUGUCCCCCAAGAGCUUCACCUUUGUGACGCCCACUUUCUCCCGUGUGGUCCCAGCCCGGGGCCCACUCUCUGGUGGCACCUGGAUCGCCAUCGAAGGCAGCCACCUCAACGCGGGCAGCAACGUCUCCGUCACCAUCGGGGGACGGCCCUGUGCUUUUUCAUGGAGAAGCGCCCGCGAGAUCCGGUGCAGGACCCCCCCCGGGCACACCCCCGGCGGCUCCCCCAUCCUCAUCAACAUCAACCGGGCAGAGCUGAGCAACCCAGAGGUGAAGUACAACUACACGGAGGACCCCACCAUCCAGAAGAUCGAUCCCGAGUGGAGCAUCAAUAGUGGUGGGACGCUGUUGACUGUGACUGGCACCAACCUGGCCACCAUCAAAGAGCCCAGGAUCCGGGCCAAGUACUGCAGCUCUGAAAGGGAGAAUAACUGCACUGUCUACAAUGACACCACCAUGGUCUGCUACGCACCCUCCAUCGACAACCCCGAACGGAGCCCUCCGGAGGUCGGCGACCGCCCCGAUGAGAUUGGCUUCAUCAUGGAUAAUGUCCAGGCCCUGCUGAUCAUCAACACCACCAACUUUGUUUACUACCCGGACCCUGUCUUUGAGCCACUCAGCCCCACAGGAAUGCUGGAGUUGAAGCCCAGUUCACCCCUCAUCCUCAAGGGCAGGAACCUGCUGCCACCAGCUGCUGGUAACUCCCGCCUGAACUACACGGUGCUGAUUGGAGACACUCCCUGCACCCUCACCGUCUCUGAGACCCAGCUCCUCUGUGAGUCCCCCAACCUCACUGGCCAGCACAAAGUCACGAUCAAGGCUGGAGGGUUUGAGUUCUCCCCGGGGACGCUGCAGAUCUACUCAGACAGCCUGCUCACCCUGCCCGCCAUCAUCGGGAUCGGUGGUGGGGGUGGUCUGCUCCUCCUCAUCAUCAUCAUUGUCCUCAUCGCCUACAAGCGCAAGUCCCGGGAUGCUGACCGGACCCUGAAACGCCUCCAGCUGCAGAUGGACAACCUGGAGUCCCGAGUGGCUCUGGAGUGCAAAGAGGCCUUUGCUGAGCUGCAGACUGACAUUAAUGAGCUGACCAAUGACCUGGAUGGGGCUGGCAUCCCCUUUCUGGAUUACCGCACCUACGCCAUGCGGGUUCUCUUCCCAGGAAUAGAAGACCACCCUGUGCUGAAGGAGAUGGAGGUCCAGGCGAAUGUGGAGAAGUCUCUGACCCUCUUUGGGCAGCUCCUGAACAAGAAGCACUUCUUGCUGACCUUCAUCCGCACUCUGGAGGCUCAGCGGAGCUUCUCCAUGCGGGACCGUGGCAACGUGGCCUCCCUCAUCAUGACGGCGCUGCAGGGGGAGAUGGAGUAUGCCACGGGUGUGCUGAAGCAGCUCCUCUCUGACCUCAUCGAGAAGAACCUGGAGAGUAAGAACCACCCCAAACUGCUCUUGCGGAGAACAGAGUCAGUGGCAGAGAAGAUGCUGACGAAUUGGUUCACGUUUCUGCUGUACAAGUUUCUGAAGGAGUGUGCAGGGGAACCACUCUUCAUGCUCUACUGUGCCAUCAAGCAGCAGAUGGAGAAGGGACCCAUUGAUGCCAUCACAGGAGAGGCUCGCUACUCCCUCAGUGAAGACAAGCUUAUCCGGCAGCAGAUUGACUACAAAAUGCUGACCCUCAACUGUGUCAACCCUGAGAACGAGAAUGCCCCAGAGAUCCCUGUCAAGGUGCUGAACUGCGACACCAUCACACAGGUGAAAGAGAAGCUGUUGGAUGCUGUCUACAAGGGGGUGCCUUAUUCCCAACGACCUAAAGCUGGAGACAUGGACCUGGAGUGGCGGCAGGGCAGGAUGGCCCGGAUCAUACUGCAAGAUGAAGAUGUCACCACAAAGAUUGACAAUGACUGGAAGAGGCUAAACACCCUGGCCCAUUACCAGGUGACGGAUGGCUCCUCAGUAGCCCUGGUGCCCAAGCAGAACUCUGCAUACAACAUCUCCAACUCCUCUACCUUCACCAAGUCCCUCAGUAGAUACGAGAGCAUGCUGAGGACAGCCAGCAGCCCCGACAGCCUGCGCUCUCGGACCCCCAUGAUCACCCCUGACCUGGAGAGUGGCACCAAGCUCUGGCACCUGGUGAAGAACCAUGACCACAUGGACCAGAGGGAGGGCGACCGGGGCAGCAAGAUGGUCUCUGAAAUCUACCUGACCCGUCUGUUAGCCACCAAGGGCACCCUGCAGAAGUUUGUGGAUGACCUGUUUGAGACCAUCUUCAGCACAGCACAUCGUGGGAGCGCGCUGCCCCUCGCCAUCAAGUACAUGUUUGAUUUCCUGGAUGAACAAGCUGAUAAGCAUCAGAUCAAUGAUUACGAUGUCAGGCACACCUGGAAGAGUAACUGUCUACCUCUACGUUUUUGGGUGAAUGUGAUAAAGAACCCCCAGUUUGUGUUCGACAUUCACAAGAACAGUAUUACUGAUGCCUGCCUAUCCGUGGUGGCUCAGACAUUCAUGGACUCCUGCUCAACUUCUGAGCACAAGCUGGGAAAAGACUCUCCCUCCAACAAACUACUGUAUGCCAAGGACAUCCCCAACUACAAGAGCUGGGUAGAAAGAUAUUAUGCAGAUAUUGCUAAAAUGCCAGCGAUCAGUGACCAGGACAUGAGUGCGUACCUGGCGGAGCAGUCGCGGUUACACCUCAGCCAGUUCAAUAGUAUGAGCGCGCUGCACGAGAUCUACUCCUACAUCACCAAGUACAAGGAUGAGAUUUUAGCUGCUUUGGAGAAGGAUGAGCAGGCCCGGAGGCAGCGGCUGAGGAGUAAGCUGGAGCAGGUGAUCGACACAAUGGCCUUAAGCAGCUGAGAGGGCAGUGCCAGCACCCCGGGCAGGGGCACAGGAGGGAGGGCCGGCCAGCGGCAGCCACGGGCAGAAGACGACUUUGGGGCUGGGGCUGGAUGGACCCGUGGGAUCCCCCGCGUGCUGCCCAUGGACUAACAAGGAAACCUCGCGCUUUAGCGAAAACAACCACAUAAAAUAAAUCCACAAAUCCCAACGACAGCAGCAACAUCGAUAACUAUCCUCCCCCCCACCCCUCGACACUCACAGAACCCCCUGAUCCCACCAGGAUGCAGCAGGGACCUUGCAGAGAGGGGAGGUGGAGUAGAAGGGGUUCUCCUGCCCCAUGGACCCGCUGGGCACCCCUUGCCUGGGCAGAGCCCCUGAGCCCACGAGGAAGGAGGGACGGGACCGCGGGGCUUUCUAGGACGGCGUUUGGAUGUUGUUGUUUCUUUGGUGGAGGGAGGGUGGGUGGGCUCCUGUUUUUACUGUACUUGACUUGCUCUCCCCAACUGGCCUCCCCCUCUCCUCCUCCUCCUCCUACUCUCUCUUUUUCUGUCUCUCCCCACUUCUCUCUCUCUCUCUGGCCUUCUGCCACUAGUGUUAACUGCUAUAUUUGCACAAUUUACGUGAGGCAAACAAAAUUUUUAAUUUAAAGGGGGAAAAAAAAUUAUAACAAAAAAUGGGAGGGGAAAGAAAAAUUUCUAAAUUUUUGCAACAAACUGGCAAAAAGUGGUUUUAAAGAAUAAGCUAAAGGACUGAUGCUGGGGAGAUUUAGGGAUGGGGGCAGUAGGGGUGGGCAGGAAAGGGAGAAAUCCCUAAGCUUUGAUAUUUCUUAAAAUACGUCCUGUGCCAUGUUUUAUUUGAAUGUUGUUUAGUGCGGAAAAAAAAAAUAGGAAAAAAAAGAUGAGAGUUCUUAUUUAAAUGCUGCUGGAGUGGUUCUGGAGGUCACGAUUGGAGAGGAAGAGAUAUCCUGAGGUUGUUUUUUCUUUUCCCAAGGGAUCACUGAGGGAUGAUCAGUGUUUUGUUGAGCUCGUCCUUGUUUUCCUGAUCCGGUGGCUGCAGGGAGAUUUGGGCAGUGCUGCCUGCCCCUGCCUCUCCUGGGCUGAUGCUGAGCAGUGGUGGUUGCAGAGGCUUGGGGGCUGUUGGGAGAGUUCGUGGAGAGCCAAUCUGGGUUUUUUUGGCAGAUUCCCUGGUGUUGGAGCAACCAUAGCAAAGUUUUCGUAUUUUUUUCCCCCCCCAUCAUCUUUUUGUGCUGAUGCGGGGGAAGGGACCAGGUUCUCAGGAGAAAGAGGAAGCAGCUCCUCCUGACCAGGAUUUCCCCUGGCAAAACCCUUUGGGGUGACCAGCCCAUGGAGCCAAACGUGUGCAGGUCUUUCUGCCUAAGGCUGACCUUUCUUCUCUGUUCUCCUCCUUUCUCCCCCUUUCUUUCCUUGCUGUCACCCCAUUUCUCCUCCACCCUUCUGGGGGUCUCGCUGGAAACCCGAGGUCUCUCCCUUGGCAGCCCCCUUCGAAAUGUCAGAUCCUUGUGGGUUUGUGCUUUCCAGAAAUGAAAAGGUGCCGAAUGCUGCCCUGAAUGGCAACAGGUGACCAAAAACUUGCAAAAAAAAUGAGCAACACCCUUUCCUUUUCUGUAGCAAGAGCUCCCGUUGCUGCCUGGGCCACGGCAGACGGGGCCAGACUCUGCCAGGAGCAGGUGGCUGUUGAAAUCCAAGUGGAAAAAAGCCCAGCUGAUUUCUAGCCGUUCCCUUAAAUUGCAAGUUAAGGGGGGAGAGGGAGAAAUAAUGAAGUUUUUAAUUAAAAAAAAAAUAAUAAUAAAAGUGUGUAUAUAUAUAUAUGUGGUUACAAUCUAAUUCUCGUGCCCCAGUGGGGUGCUGUAUAGUUAACUGAAGGAGAAUCGAACCAAUAUAAAUAUGAAAUGAAUUUACACAGCCAGUUAAAACAAAACAAACAACAAUUCCAAAAAAAAAAAAAGUAUACCAAAUGGUCUGGAAGAAAUUUCCAAGCUUUUCUCACCAUGCAGAACCAUCGUUUGAAGCCUGCACAUCUCUCAUUAUGUUGUAAUUUUGUUUGGUUUGGUUUUGUUUUAAUAAGGAGGGAAAGGAGAAGACGCUGAUUGAAAAAAAAAAACACACAACAAACAGCAAACAACCACCAACAAAAAAAAACCCCAACCACAACAGCAAAACUAUGUUUGAAAAAGAAAUAAUUAUUAUUUCACAAACCUACGAACCCCGAGCUGUCGCUGGAUUUCUGAAAGCUGUGGGCUGUUGCAUGACUGUGCUAGAUUUUAGUCUGAGUUGAUCUUUUUAAGAAACAGAAGAAAAAGAAAAACCAUAAAACAAAAAAAAACUGCAAGUGUUGAAUAUUAGAGGUUUGUUUAGACCUGUUAUCUAUUAUUUUUAUUUGAAAUUAAUUUGUCACUUUCUCGUCCAAAAGAAAAAAAAAAAAAGAAAAAAAAAAAAAAGAAGACACAAACAAAGCAAAAAGAAAGACUUCAGAGGUUCACAUAUCAAAUGUGGUACUUGGAGAGCCUUAAAGGACAGCUGUGUGCCCACCUUCCCCGUGCUGGGGCCACCACCAGCUGCUGUCAUCUCCCUGGGCACUGCAGUGGGACAGAAUCCUCCUGGGGGGUCCCUUGAGGGGUCCUUUGCAGAACUCCCUGCCUCUGUAGUGGGGCGGAGAGGUGCCCGUGGCUCCUUUGGUGCAAGAUUGGCCCAAAGCUUCUUCCUCGUGCUGCUGCUGGUGGGGUGACAUUGGCAGAGGUGCCUGGAGGAUGAUGGCCAUGCGUUGGUGGUUGUUAUGAUCCAGUGGAAGGAGAGAGGUGGCUUUGAAGUCUCUAUCCGAAAGUGGUGUGGGUCCUACCUGUUGCAGUGGUAAGAGUGUUUUGGGGAACUGUUGUUGAGGGAGCCAAGCGUGUAGAUUUUGUGGCAAUUGAGAAGAGGUGAUGGGACCUUCCCUAUUGCUGAUUGGAGAGGAUGAAGAUCUGGUUUUUAAGUGCAUCCUCCUGAAGCUUUCCUCGUUGGCAAACGAGGGCUGGAAGCACUGUUAAGAGCAGAGGGUUUAUUAGCCUUUUGCUUUCCUGGUAGCAAUACAGUGGUUGCUCCCUUGGCCAUGCUGGAGGGACAGGCAAGUGUCUUGGUUGUGGUGGGCUUGGGUUGGAUCUGGGCAGCAGAGUUCUACAGGGGGGUCAUGCCAGGCAGGCUGGCAUUGCCAUGGUGUGGCUGUACUCUGCUUCCUCUUGCUGAGUCCAUGACUAUGCUGAGAGCCUGUGGUAUGGUCCUGGUGAUGGGUUCUUGUUGGCUUCCUCUUGAGGAGAUUUGGGGUGUCUGUGGCUUGGUCCACAAAGGAUCCCUCCAGCCCCACCCCUCUGGGGUCCCCAAAUUGCCUCUAACAGGGAGGGUGGUGGUCAGGGAGGGCAUUGCAAUGCUACCCACAGUCUCCGGUGCUUCUUGGUGCUACCUUUGCCUUUUGUGUGAUGCCCAGCGUCCUUAACCAUGCCAGGCAGCUCAUCCUCCCUCACCCCAGCCUGGUGGGGGACAGAGCUGGAAUGGCAGUCUUGGUCUGACCCUGCCUGGGAGAGAGGAAAUGUGGGGAGAGGCUGGGAAGCAUUCACAGGACUUCUCUUACCGGCAGUAUCGCCUGUGCCCCAAAAUGGGGUGAGAUGGAGAAGUAUCCCCUGCCCUGGGGCUGCAUUUCAGGGAGCUCCUGCUCUGCUCCCUGCCCUCUGAGGCAGCCAGACCCCAAAACUGCUCCCUGACUGCUGCAGAAAGCGGGUCCCUCCCUGCCAUCCCCCACCCCUCCCCUCAGCUCACAUUGCAUUUUCUCUUCAGUUUGGGAUUCAAAAAAACAUGCAGCCCAGCCUGGAAGUGCCCCCCGUGCCUGGCCCUGGUGUCUCACUCUGGAUGGAGCCCUGUGCCACCCCUGGGGCUCAGCCUCGGGAUGGUGAGCAGGGGGACAACGAGGAGCAGGGUCCCUCUCUGGCUCACUGAGUCCCAACCAAAGCGCACAAUGAGCUGUCCUUUAAGAAAGCAGGGGAGGAACCUAACGCAGACCUGGCGAAAGGCAGAGGAUUUUCAUAGUUUUUAAAAAAAUUAAAUGGGGAAAAAUAUAAAAAUCCUGGUUACCUUUCUGUGAUUGUUUCAGACUUGAAGCAACAGGCCAGCGUGGCUGGUCGAACGCCCUUUGAUCAUGUAAAUAUCCUGCUAUUUCCUAUUUUAAUGUUCUUCAGAUUUAGUACUUGUAAAUAAACACACGCAUCAAGGAGAGAUUAAACAUUUUUUCUAAA
Apus apus (common swift) is the source of this 10466-nucleotide messenger RNA. RefSeq names its product plexin A1 (gene PLXNA1). Lineage: Eukaryota; Metazoa; Chordata; Aves; Apodiformes; Apodidae. Gene Ontology annotation, molecular function: protein binding; semaphorin receptor activity. Gene Ontology annotation, biological process: negative regulation of cell adhesion; semaphorin-plexin signaling pathway involved in axon guidance; positive regulation of axonogenesis. Bases 515 to 6205 code for a protein of 1896 amino acids. The transcript is spliced from 32 exons. Gene Ontology annotation, cellular component: semaphorin receptor complex. The record is from RefSeq and is a predicted model, not a curated record.